GUUGGAUCUUACUACAAUUAAGAUUUGCUUGAAUAUGGAAACUACUCAACAGGAAUCUCAGGAUGAAACUAAGAAACCAGAAGAAUUAUCUGUAGAAGAGGAAAAGGCUAAACAUGAACUAGCAUUGUACUACAAUGAAAGAGUGAAACUUCAUCCAAACAACAAAGAGGAACUUAGGGAAAGGUGUGAGUUAAUUUAUACUAACCUCAAAAAUGAAAAUAUUCUUAAAUCGAAGAUGCUUACACAGCCAACAUUCGAGUUGAUCCCAGUUGAAUAUUUAGCUAAGAUCCAUUCACAGAGCUUGAUAGAUAAGGUUCUCAGUUUUGAGGAAUACGAUGAAAACAUUAUUACAUCUGUAUUUGGAGAAGACAAUUAUGAAAACAAACAUACCACAGAAGCGGCAAGAAUUGCGGCUGGAGGAGCAUACCAAGCGAUGAAAGAUGUACUUUCAUCUACAUCCACUGUAAAAUCAGCAUUUGCAUUAGUAAGACCUCCUGGUCAUCAUUCUUGUGUCUCAGAGACAGAUGGAUAUUGCUUUUUCAACAAUGCAGCUGUUGCUGCCACAUAUGCUAAAGAGUUGUUUGGCCUUAAGAAAAUCUUAAUCCUAGACUGGGACGUACAUCAUGGAGACGGAACUCAAGAAAUCUUUUAUAAUGAUCCUGAAGUGUUCUAUAUGUCUAUGCAUAGAUGGGAGAAUGGGAUAUAUUUCCCUUCUAAAGAGACAUCAAACUAUACUUUUACCGGUGGAGAGAACGCAAAAGGAUUCAAUUUAAAUAUCCCUUGGAAUACCACCAAGACUAUAUUAGAACCAAGUAGUGUGGGUACCAAAGAGUACAAGUAUCUGUUCGAAAAUCUUUUGUUUGGCAUAAUUGAAGAAUAUGCUCCUGAAUUCAUCAUCCUCAGUGCAGGAUUCGAUUCUGCUAAAGGUGAUCCUCUUGGACAGCAACAAGUUGAACAUGAAUUUUAUUAUUGGGCAUGCCAAAAUUUACAAAAGCUUUGCCCAAAAAUCAUGUUACUACUCGAAGGAGGAUACAACAAGUACACAAUUGUUAAUUGCUCUACUCUUUGUGUUCAAGCUCUUAUGGGUUAUGAGAAAGCAAUCCAUCUUGAGGAUUCAAAGAUAGAAGAUAUUCUUCCAGAAGCAAUAGAGUCCAUCAAAAAUGCUGCUAGUGCUCACUCAGAAUAUUGGAACACUGCAAAAACACUAACUGAACAAAUUGGAAAGGAAUAAUAUUUUCAGUAAAAA
This is a messenger RNA of Moneuplotes crassus, 1246 nucleotides long. Lineage: Eukaryota; Ciliophora; Spirotrichea; Euplotida; Euplotidae. The record is from the annotation of a GenBank genome assembly.